This is a messenger RNA of Erigeron canadensis, 2432 nucleotides long. Its product is annotated as CDPK-related kinase 7-like. Gene Ontology annotation, molecular function: ATP binding; calmodulin binding; calcium-dependent protein serine/threonine kinase activity. The coding region runs from base 224 to 1957 and encodes 577 amino acids. The transcript is spliced from 11 exons. Gene Ontology annotation, cellular component: nucleus; cytoplasm. NCBI's taxonomy places the organism in Eukaryota, Viridiplantae, Streptophyta, Magnoliopsida, Asterales, Asteraceae. Gene Ontology annotation, biological process: protein autophosphorylation; peptidyl-serine phosphorylation; intracellular signal transduction. The record is from RefSeq and is a predicted model, not a curated record.
UUUCUUGAACUUUACACUAAAAAAGUUUGUUGCUUUGAUCUCUUUGUGUGAUUCUAUACAUAAUUUAUUAGUCUUACCAUAUUUUUCAAUGAUUUAGCUACUUUAUAUAUAAUAUUAUUAUUAUUAUAAAUAUAUAUAUUUUUGGUUUUCUUGAACCUUGCACCAUAAAGCAACUUGCUUUGAUCUUAUUGUGUGAUUUUACACAAAUUGGUUUUGUGAAUCCAUGGGACUUUGUCAUGGAAAACCGAAUCAAACCCUCGAAAGCCAACUCGAAAACUCGGAUUUCCCAAAUGAAGUUGAACCCACAACAUUGAAUUCCAAUGGGAAAUCGUCAUUUCCUUAUUAUAGUCCUAGUCCUUUCCACAAUAGUAGUGCCUUCAAGAAUUCACCUGCGAAUUCGAGUGUCGUUUCGACACCUCUUCGAAUUUUUAAGCGCUCGUUCGCACCACCAUCGCCUGCUAAGCAUAUCCGCUCUUUGCUUGCUAGGAGACAUGGGUCGGUUAAGCCUAAUGAGGCCUCAAUUCCUGAAGGCAAUGAAUUUGAGGUUGGAUUAGAUAAGAAUUUCGGUUAUUCAAAGCAGUUGUUAAGUCAUUAUGAGCUUGGUGAAGAAGUGGGUAGGGGGCAUUUUGGGUAUACUUGUACUGCAAAGGGAAAGAAAGGUAGUAUGAAAGGCCAUGAAGUUGCUGUUAAAGUUAUUCCGAAAUCUAAGAUGACAACGGUUAUUGCCAUAGAGGAUGCAAGGAGAGAAGUGAAAAUAUUGAAGGCACUAACAGGGCACGACAAUCUCGUUCAGUUUUAUGAUUCUUACGAGGAUGAAGAUAAUGUCUAUAUAGUUAUGGAGUUAUGUAAAGGAGGUGAACUAUUAGAUAGGAUACUUGCCCGGGGUGGCAAAUAUUCCGAAGAAGAUGCAAAGGCUGUCAUGGUCCAGAUCUUAAGAGUCACAGCCUAUUGUCAUCUUCAAGGUGUUGUUCACCGUGACCUCAAACCCGAGAAUUUUUUGUUCACAUCCAAGGACGAACAUUCACUCCUUAAGGCUAUUGACUUUGGACUCUCCGACUAUGUAAAACCAGAUGAGAGACUGAAUGAUAUAGUUGGAAGUGCAUACUAUGUAGCUCCUGAGGUUCUACAUAGAUCAUACGGGACAGAAGCAGACAUGUGGAGUAUUGGUGUUAUUGCAUAUAUUCUUCUAUGCGGAAGUCGGCCAUUUUGGGCCCGCACUGAGUCAGGAAUCUUCCGGGCCGUCCUCAAGGCUGAGCCGAACUUUGAAGAAGCCCCGUGGCCUACUUUGUCAACAGAUGCGGUUAACUUUGUAAAGAGGUUACUAAAUAAGGAUUAUCGCAAGAGACUUACUGCUUCUCAGGCUUUAAGUCAUCCAUGGUUGGCAAAUUAUCAUGACGUGAGAAUACCUUUGGACAUGAUAAUCUACAAGACUGUAAAAGCAUAUAUAUGUUCAUCUCCUCUGAGAAAAGCUGCUCUAGGGGCUGUUGCAAAGACUUUGACAAUUACCGAGUUAGGUUAUCUUCGUGAUCAAUUCGUGUCACUAGGGCCAAACAAAAGCGGGUUGAUUUCCAUGCAGAACUUCAAAUCGGCUUUAUUGAAGAAUUGCACCGAUGCUGUAAAGGAUUCACGUGUGCUAGAUUUUGUUCAUAUGGUGAGUUCUCUUCAAUAUAAGAAAUUUGAUUUCGAGGAAUUUGGAGCAGCAGCCAUUAGCAUUCAUCAGCUAGAAGCAAUGGAAAACUGGGAGCAGCUUGCACGUCGUGCCUAUGAGCUCUUUGAGAAAGAUGGAAACCGCCCUAUUAUGAUUGAAGAACUUGCUUCGGAACUUGGACUUAGCCCAUCGAUACCAGUUCAUGUAGUUCUUCAGGACUGGAUUAGACACUCAGAUGGAAAGCUUAGUUUCCUGGGCUUUAUUAGGCUUCUACAUGGAGCCUCUUCUCGUGCAUUCCAAAAGGCUUGAAAUGUCGAAACAACUUAUACAUCUUAUGCCAUCAAAUAACCAUCUUGAUGAUACUGAUUCCUUAAAGAAAUAGAGGUGAGAUUCUAUGAAACAUGAAGUGCUAUCACACUUGAUUUACUCAAAAUGCCAUUUGCAGCAAACUCGUAUGUCAAACUAUGUCAAGCAAAUCCCGUAUUGUUUGUCAAAAGUUAGAAAGUUGUACAGAUGUAGGUCUCAGUGUGUUAGCUUAGAAACCGCAUAAUGGUUGAGUGAAUUUUGUGAUUUUUUUUUAAAUUUUCUUUACCUUGCUAAGUUCCUCGUGUUAAGAUGCCUGUUGUAAUGUAAUGUACUUCUGAACAUUUUCAUGAGAUGGUAAUAAUGGUUUAAACAACUUGGUCGGGUGACCUGUGUGUCUAUCGGUGUAGAUAAUCUCUAAAGACACUGUUGUAUGAGAAAAAUCUCUUUAUGCUAGAAAGUGAAGAAAGGAUUUUGUUCA